CACGGUCACUGUUGAAAUCCUAACACCGCUAGUAACUCGAAGUAUUCAAUAAUCUGGGAAGCUGUUUGCACUGAGACAUCUCGUAUCAAAACGAGCACAAACUACUCCGGGCGGUCUAGUAAACGGGUUUAAUUCACUGACGGGGUUUUAUUGACGAGCAGCGAUGAGCUUCUUCGGGUUUGGACAGAGUGCGGAGAUCGAUAUAGUCCUGAAUGACGCCGAGACGAGAAAGAAAGCUGAGCACAAGAGCGAAGACGGCAGGAAGGACAAGUAUUUUCUGUUUUAUGACGGAGAAACGGUGUCAGGAAAAGUCAACGUUACUCUGAAGUACCCGGGAAAGAGGCUGGAGCACAACGGCAUCAAGAUCGAGUUUAUCGGGCAGAUAGAGCUGUACUACGACAGAGGAAACCACCAUGAGUUUGUGUCUCUGGUCAAAGACUUGGCUCGACCAGGAGAGCUCACGCAGUCACAGACGUACGACUUUGAGUUCACACACGUAGAGAAACCCUACGAGUCGUACACCGGGCAGAACGUCAAGCUACGCUACUUUCUGAGGGCGACGGUGAGCCGGAGGCUGAACGACAUCAGCAAAGAGCUGGACAUCGUGGUCCACACACUCAGCACCUACCCUGAGCUCAACUCCUCUAUCAAGAUGGAAGUGGGCAUCGAGGACUGUCUGCACAUAGAGUUUGAAUACAACAAGUCCAAAUAUCAUCUAAAAGACGUCAUUGUAGGGAAGAUUUAUUUUCUGCUGGUGAGGAUUAAGAUCAAACACAUGGAGAUCGACAUCAUAAAGAGAGAGACGACAGGAACAGGACCCAACGUCUACCACGAGAACGACACCAUAGCCAAGUAUGAGAUCAUGGAUGGAGCGCCUGUCAGAGGAGAGUCGAUCCCCAUCAGGUUGUUUCUAGCCGGAUAUGAGAUGACGCCCACCAUGAGGGACAUCAACAAGAAAUUCUCAGUACGGUACUACCUCAACCUGGUCCUUAUAGACGAGGAGGAGAGACGCUACUUCAAACAGCAGGAGAUCACUCUGUGGAGGAAAGGAGACAUCGUGAGGAAGAGUAUGUCUCACCAAGCAGCCAUCGCCUCCCAGCGCUACGAGGGCCCCUCAAAUCCUGAGAGGACCCAGAACCAGAACAGCGAAGAGGACAGCUAAAGCCCCGCCCACACGUCACGUGUGUGUGAGCGAACACGGCGCAGAGUUAUCAGCUGAUUCUGAAUGUGAAUGUCCAUGUUUGCAUUGAGAUAGAAUGAGCUGCAGUGUUUUUAUGGACGUGAGUGUGAGUGUGAGUGUGAGUGCGCGCUAAGGGAAGAAACAGUCGGACCAGGCUCAGUCUACACUGACUAUGUGUUUGUUUUACCUACAUUGAAGUACCAGCUGGGUGGAGUUAGCCACAUCAUGAAUCUAUGUCAUAAACAAAGUGCACUCUUUAAAGUGCUUGACUUUACUUUUUUGGCAUUUAUUGUAGAGUUCAGUGUGGCAAACUCCACCCGAUAGAUGCACUUAAAUAUCAUGUGAAGAUCCCGUCUGACCAAUAUCAUGAAUCCCUGUCCAUGUGUGAGUGUGCCGCGAGCGCUGAGAUUACUUUUCUUCUUUCUCUGCAGGAACAUAGGGCCAUGCUGAAACUUCCGUCAUGCAGUAGAUUACUUUAAAAAAGUGUUAUAACUAAAUACUUGACACAUUAGCUGUAUAUAAGAUGUGGAUGUAGCCUUUUUGUUUGUGUUUUUGUCUUUGCUACCUUUCUUGAAGUUGUUAAGGGAAUAGGGAAACUCAAAGUUAUGAGAAACUAUCUUGUUUAAAAAGAUGCCUCUUUUAUCCAUUUACUGAGAUUAGGCUAAAGAACAAAAACAAAAUACAGCUUUUUUAUUCAAGAAAAGUUACAGUCAAACCCUUAGGGGAGUUUGUGUGCAUUUUACAUGCUUUUCAUUCUUAACUUAUUUUGGCUGUGUUCAUGUCUAUGGCACGAAUUUUGGCAAGAUUAUGUAUUUUUAUUUGAACUUGUUAUUUCCAGCUCAGCUCCUACAGCAAGGGUGUCCAAAGUAUGGCCCGGGGGCCAAAUGCGGCCAUCCAUUUUUGAUUGGCCUGCAGCAAAUUCUAGAGAUAAAAUGACAUAUGGCCCACAUUAUGGCCCACAUAAAACAUUAAGCUUGUGCGUAAUUGUACUGUACUUCUUGUUUUCAGCACAAGGCAGUACUACCAUGUUAAAUCUGUAAACAAACAUUUUGACAAGAAGAUAUCUUGAUUAAUAAUGUCCUGAUGUAUUAUCACAGCAAAUAACAGAAACAAUAACU
Molecule: messenger RNA, 2298 nt
Organism: Cheilinus undulatus (humphead wrasse)
Lineage: Eukaryota; Metazoa; Chordata; Actinopteri; Labriformes; Labridae
Product: vacuolar protein sorting-associated protein 26B-like
Exons: 6
Coding region: 164-1162 (332 amino acids)
Biological process (GO): intracellular protein transport; retrograde transport, endosome to Golgi
Cellular component (GO): endosome; retromer complex
Source: RefSeq, a predicted model, not a curated record